Molecule: messenger RNA, 1320 nt
Organism: Lindgomyces ingoldianus
Lineage: Eukaryota; Fungi; Ascomycota; Dothideomycetes; Pleosporales; Lindgomycetaceae
Exons: 14
Coding region: 1-1320 (439 amino acids)
Source: RefSeq, a predicted model, not a curated record
AUGACUACUGCAAAAAUUAUCUCUGUGAAAGGUUUAAGUAGUGGUAUUCAUUCACCAAAUAGUACCAAGUCGGGGCAGGAAGUCCAUUGCCAUAUAAAGCUCUCAAGCCUCCGAAAACUCUCCCAAAUUAGAGGUCUGCCAAGCUACCCUCGCUGGUUUAUCGGCGAGUCCCCUUACUUCGACGCUAUUACUAGUAGAGAAAUUUUCUCGUCUUCCUUAUUGGUCACCAUGGGUUUUGGGGAACUGAGUUUGACGAGAUAUAGGGCCUUGAUGAAAUUUGCCUUCAAAUUGAUAGGCCUUUUUGACACACUGCCGAUCACUCACGUGAUUUGGAGAUACUCAUUCACUGAGUCGAAGCAUACCAGUGCACGAAGUGACAAAGCCCGCAGAUUCAGCAAUCAAACCCCAUUUCACACCGACCUGUUCACUCUUAUCCAAACUCUUAGGCUACAGCGCCUUCGACGUCCUUACAAGCUCUUCCACCUUUCUACCCUUCUCAGUGACGAAAUCAUCUCUUUUAGCGAUAACCCUCUCGUUCUAGACGUUGACCUUCAUGUUCUCAGCAAUGGUCUUAUUUGUCUCAGAAAAUUCAGUAAAAAGGCAUGCCUCGCUUUCCUCGAGUGUAGCCCAGAUAUCUUCCACCAGAGUUGGUGUCGCCUUAGACAUGGCGACGGGAUCUUGUGUAAAUUUGAGGAAGGCUAUCAGCUGAUCUUUUCCUUCAAAGUGGUGGAGAAAGCGACUUAUGAGGAAAGCUUCCAAAAGCUAGAAGUUCCAAACGGAGCUCUACAGCACUCACGAUGUAACGGCGAGAAUUUCACCCGAUGCUCUCUGAGCAAUGGCUGGAAACUUCCUACCCUCACUACCUUGGAAAGAUGGUUUGUAUGUCGUAAACGCCGCUUUAUUCAAGUUGUAGGAGUAGCAUAUAGCAGGGUAGAACCGACUGCUUCCGAAAACAUGCAAAGUCCCAUGAUCAUCAGAACAUCGCAGCUCGGCAUAACCAAGAUAAUGGCAUCUAGAUUAUUUACAAAAGAUCCUCACGUCUAUCCUGGAUAUAGGAGCAUAAUCGCUAUCAGUCAUUCACCGAGCGCCACUAGAAAUGGCUCGAAUUCAGAUGCCAAUCUACUACGAUCCAAGGGCAUGAGAACUCCAGGAUGUAGUUUAAUAACGGAGAUAAGGCGUUAUAUCGCGCUUGAUAAUGAUCCUAGCUCCCUUUCCUGGAUGCAACCUCCCGAAAACGGCCCACAUACGAGUGAAAAUUGUGCAGAGACCCAGGCCAAUGAAUUAUCAAGAGAAAUCAAUUCCAUUGAAGGCUUUAUGUGA